Messenger RNA from Mercurialis annua (annual mercury), 354 nucleotides. RefSeq lists its product as uncharacterized. Gene Ontology annotation, molecular function: zinc ion binding; nucleic acid binding. The transcript has a single exon. NCBI's taxonomy places the organism in Eukaryota, Viridiplantae, Streptophyta, Magnoliopsida, Malpighiales, Euphorbiaceae. The record is from RefSeq and is a predicted model, not a curated record. The coding region runs from base 1 to 354 and encodes 117 amino acids.
AUGACUGGGACUUUUAAUGCUCCUUCAAGACAUGGUAGUUCCUUUUCUUUUGGAGGAUCAAGUUCAAGUACUAGUGGCUAUAGAGGAAAGGGAAGAGGUCAGCCGAGUAGGCCAGCCUUAAUGUCAUCUGGCAGAGGUGGAUAUACAUCUACUGGGUUUGAUAAUAGACAACAACCAACAAGAUUAGUUAGUGUAGGAUCCACCCCAGUGUGUGCAAAUUGUGGUAGAGUAUAUUCAGGGGAGUGCUGGGGAAGAAACCCUAUUAUGUGUUAUAAUUGUCGUCAACCUAGCCAUAUUGUUAGAGAUUGUCCACUCAGGAGAGGUAUACUUGAAAAAUCUCAAGCUAUGGGUUAG